Molecule: messenger RNA, 442 nt
Organism: Dendrobium catenatum
Lineage: Eukaryota; Viridiplantae; Streptophyta; Magnoliopsida; Asparagales; Orchidaceae
Product: putative F-box protein PP2-B2
Exons: 2
Molecular function (GO): protein binding
Source: RefSeq, a predicted model, not a curated record
CUAACGUCUCCUCGAGAUGCUUGCCGAUCGGAGGCGGUCUCGGCAGCGUUUCGGUCGGCAGCGAGCUCUGACAAAGUGUGGAGGAGUUUCCUUCCGUCCGAUUACGCUGAGAUGCUUGCACGAGCUGUCGAUCGAGUCGAAUUUGGAUCGACCAAGCAUCUCUACUUCCGCCUCUGCGACCCAAUCCUCAUCGACGGCGGAAGGAUGGGAUUUUUUGUGGAUAGAGAGACCGGGGUUAAGUGCUUCAUCUUGCCGGCGAGGGAGCUUAGGAUUGUGUGGGCACAGGGAGAUACUCCACAAUAUUGGAGAUGGAUUCAUCACCCUGAAUCAAGGCAAUGAGCUUGUUCUGAAUUUUUUCUUCUGUCUCUUUUAUUUGUUUAUGAUAUUUAUAUGAAAUUCUUUUGUUAUCGAUGAAGUUAUGGAUAAAAUUUGAUUUGUUUUC